Molecule: messenger RNA, 636 nt
Organism: Brassica oleracea var. oleracea
Lineage: Eukaryota; Viridiplantae; Streptophyta; Magnoliopsida; Brassicales; Brassicaceae
Exons: 4
Coding region: 1-636 (211 amino acids)
Biological process (GO): negative regulation of cell population proliferation
Source: RefSeq, a predicted model, not a curated record
AUGCCGGCGAGAUGGCAAAAGAAGAUGGAGGAGAGGAAGAUCUGGUGGAGACGACAACAGCGAGCAUGUCCGAGCUCUGGUGUGGAGAGGACGGUGACGACGGCGAGCAGGUCCAAGCCGAGGAAGAAGACGCGGCGGCAUGUGGAGGUAUUUUGCUCCCUUGAAACUUGUCUGUAUAUGUCAGAUACUUCUUCGAGUAAACCGAACCGGAAAACCAGCUUCCGAGACCGGUGCCUGUUGAUGGCUAAGCAACAACGAACUCGCCUCUACAUCCUCCAACGCUGUGUUUCCAUGCUCCUUUGCUGGCAUGACCACUCUAUUUCCGACCAGCUGGUUCUAUGGAAGUCACUGACAUGCUUAAAGGGUGCUGGUGUGUGUAUUAUGACCCAAGUGUCAGGCUUUGUUGCUUUCCACGUCUGGAUAAGUAGAGAUUAUGAGGUGCUCCCGGACUUCUGCACUUUUGCUCCCUCCCUGAAAUCCGUGGUUCAACCAGAUUCUCACCAAACCUCCCAAACCGGCCACUUAGGAGACACCAGCGACAGACGUUCAGUCCAAGGAGCCUAUCUCGACAACCAGAAGGAGUUUGUCUAUGAAACAAAUUGUCAAAGAAGGAUAACUCAUCAAGGAGUCAUUUAG